AUGUCGAAGAAUUAUAGCAAUGAUUACGUUGAAGGAACUCCUAAAUUAUUAAAAUUUGCACAUUUACAUUCUACUACACGUCGAAUAUUCAUUGUCACAAAAGAUUCGUUGGGCCCUUCAAAUCUUGAUCCACUUGAUCUUUCUUUACCUAAAACUGAAAUUUUAAGUAAUGAUGAAAUAGAAGUUGAAAAAAAAGGGUUUGUUAUGGACGAUGAGACAUUUCAUUUUGAAAAUGAGACCAAAACUAUUAAGGACAAUUCGUCAAAAAAUAUUUUUCAAAGCAAAACUAGUUGUGAUAAUAUUACAUUGCAAGACCUUAAUAAUUAUAGUACAGAAGGAUCUGGUGCUUUUAGUGAACGCAAUCAAAAUUCAUCAGGAAGCUAUUUUUCUCCUAUCAGUGAAUUAUACACGACUCCAACAGAGGAGACCAACAUGUAUCCUAUUACGCCACCACAUAAUAAUCAUUCACAUCUUGAAAAGUUACCGCCACAUUUAUAUAUGCCUCCAACAGUUAUUAAUGAUGAUAAUGAUAUAGCUGUGCAAAAUGAAAAACAAUCUUACAAAAACAAUAAUAAUAUUUCAACUUCAUCCAGUUCAACUUCAUCAUCUAAAAUUAUUGUUGAUCCAGAAAAUGAGAAUGAUUCAAAUGAAAUUAAUGAACAUUGCGAUGAUGCUCAACCUUUACCAGAUGUUCAUGAUUUUGAUCCUCAAACCAUAAUAAAGGAGGGUUGUAUGCUAGUGAAGAUUGAAAGAACAAAUGGUUCAUUAACUUACAUUCAAGAGCCAAAAAAACAUCAUUUAAAAAGCCAUGUAGAAUGGAGAGAAUAUAUUGUUAUAUUACGACCAGGAAUAUUAGAACUUUAUAAAAAUAAACAAAAAAAACAUGUUGACAAAAUUCAACUUAACAACUUUACUAGAAUGUCACUUUAUUCAACUAUUGACUACACAAUAGCUAUUACUCAAAAAUUAAAUGAUGGAACGAAAAUAUUUUAUCUAUGCCCCAAAACUUAUCCAAUUUGUAACGAGUGGUAUCAAGCACUUCAUAAUUUUCUUCCAAAGGGUUCUAAAAAAGAAAAACCGAAUGUAUGUGAAGUUGUCGUUCCUGAUUUUGUAGUUGAGAUAAGUAUUCCUUUAGAAGAUGAAGAAGGAAUGGUACAUUCUUUAACACCAAAAAAAAUAAUAAAAACUGUAUUAGAUGAAUUGAAAGGCAUAGUUGAAUGGAAAGAUGUAUUGGAUGAAUGGUUAAGAAGGACCGAGUUAAAGUUAUGUUGGAAAAGAUACGAUAGAUUAGAAUGGAUUUAUAAAGAAGAAAAUCAAUUUAAUAUAUUAACAUGCACACAGUUUAUUGAAAGGGGUAAAACUAUUAGGUCAAAAAAAUUAUAUUUUUCCUCACAUAAUCAUCACUUAUUUUACAUGAUACCAUUUUCGACAAGUCAACCACAAGCACCUGUGAUGGAAUCAAAUGAAAGUAGUAGCAAUAAUACUCAACCACUUACUUAUGCUGUCACUCCUCAUCUUGAUGAAAAUUUUGAAAAUAGAGAUUUGUUUAUUGAAGAAGAUAUGAAAAGACGAAUCAAACAAAUAGUUUGCGGCAAAGGAUUUAUUGAUUUGAUGGAAGUUGUUGAAGCAAAUGAAGAAAGUAAUAAUAUUUCGCCACCACCGAAAGAAACUGAUGAUUAUUAUGAAAGUGAAGGUUCACCUUUUGAAUUAAUAUUAAAGAAUGGAAGAUCUAUAAAGUUAAAAACAUAUUCUAAUUGGACUCGAGAUGAAUGGAUGAAACGGCUUGAUGCUCUUAUUAUUUAUUGGAAGGCAAGAAUGUCAUCUGAUAUACAAGCACGAGCUAACACAUUAAAAGAAAGUCAAGGCAAAAAUCCAGGGUGUGAUGAUAAUAGAGGUUUUUUUGAUGAUAAUCUUCAACAUAACUGGGAAUUAUUUAAUCAAUAUAUUGAUCCAAGUAUAUGGAAUUGGUGUACUUUGGAUAGAUGUCGUGGAAUCACGAAAUCAGGAAUUUUGUAUCAUAAAUCCCAUUUAUAUGGCACAUUCAAAAAAUAUUAUUAUGUUCUUACAAAAGGUCACCUAAUAUAUUAUAAAUUUUAUACUUAUUCAACUUCUGGGAAAUGUGUUCGAAGUAGUUAUCAUAAAAUUGCAGGUGUUAUACAUUUAGAAGAUUGUUAUAUUUAUUCUGGUGAGAUUACAGAAAAUGAUCUGUUGUAUUCAAGUUUAGUAAGAUAUGAUAAUGCUGCUACAGUUGAUGUGUUGCCAAGAAUAUAUUCAGAUGGAAUGUGUUGUUAUGAUGAUGAUAAAGAAUGUACAUUUGUAAUUUGGGAAGGAGAAAAAAGAUAUUAUUUUAGCAAAAAUGGAAAAUUCAUAUCUUUAAAAAAGAAAAAAAUGCUUGAUACAGGAAAAACAUGGGUUUUUAGAGCAAGAAGUAGACUUGAAUGCGAGGAAUGGGUUUGGGCAUUUAAGGUUGAAAUUGAAAGAUAUUGGAAAGAACAAUGUACAUUGAGACCAAUGAGUUUUAUUAUUGUAGAUGCGCCAAAUAAUUUAGAUUUAGAAGCUUAUAUUGCAAACUAUACAGGACACACAAAAGUAGAUCGAUUACUUUUUAUUGCAUCAAGAUGUCUAGCACUACAGAUUGACGCAUAUAAGCUUGCAAUACAAGAACUUAGAAACUCUUUGGAUACAAAUCAAUAUCUUUAUGCAGCCUCGAAAUUUAAUGAAGUUUUAGCAUCGAGAGGACUUCUUUUGUAUCAGGUUGAUAGUUCAUGGGUUGAUUCAACACAAAAACUUGCAAAACAACGAUUGGAAAAAAUGGAAUUGGAAUUGAAGAAUUAUAAGAAUAACUUGAUUAAAGAGAGUAUAAGAAUGGGACAUAAUGAUCUUGGAGACCAUCAUUAUAGAUGUGGAAAUUUGAAAAAUGCAUUAAAAAGUUAUUCUAGGACUAGGGAUUAUUGUACAACAGCUAAACAUGUUAUAGACAUGUGUUUAAAUGUCAUCAAGGUUUCUAUUGAACUUGAUAAUUUUUCACAUGUUCAUAGUUAUGUUAUUAAAGCAGAGUCAACGCCUGACAUUCAACCGGCAGUACAAGCAAAACUUAAAGUAGCGGCAGCAUUGGCUAAUCUUGAUAAUUGCAAAUACAAACAUGCAGCAAGAUCAUUUUUAGAAACAAGUUUUGAAAUAGCCAGUGGACCAAAUAAUUAUUCGGAGGUAAUUUCACCAAAUGAUAUUGCAGUGUAUGGUGGAUUAUGUGCUCUUGCAUCAUUUGAGCGAGCCGAGUUAAAAAGCAAAGUGAUUGAUAACACCGAGUUUAAACAAUUCUUGGAGCUUGAACCACAUAUUCGAGAACUUAUUAAUAGUUUUUAUAAUUCUAAAUAUGCUGUCGUAUUGGAUAUUUUAGAAAGAUGGAAGAAUGAUUAUUUGCUUGAUAUUCAUUUGCAUUAUCAUGUUGAGACACUUUAUGACGAGAUUAGGAAGAAGGCGUUAGUACAAUAUUUCAGCCCAUUUCUUACUAUUGAUAUGAACAAAAUGGCCAAAUCUUUUGUGACUAAUGUUACAAGGUUAGAAAAAGAACUUGCCAAAUUAAUUACCGAGAACAAGAUUCAAGCAAGAAUAGAUAGUCAUAAAAAGAUUUUGUGUGCUAAACAACAAGAUCAACGAAGUGGAAUAUUUUAUAAAUCUUUGAAAAUGGGUAAAGAAUUUGAAGAAAGCACCAAUGCAAUGUUACUUCGUAUGAAUUUAUUGAAAGCAAAUCUUGUCAUACAAACUAAUCACCACCAUCACAAGUAA
Entrophospora sp. SA101 is the source of this 3786-nucleotide messenger RNA. NCBI's taxonomy places the organism in Eukaryota, Fungi, Glomeromycota, Glomeromycetes, Entrophosporales, Entrophosporaceae. The record is from the annotation of a GenBank genome assembly.